This is a messenger RNA of Hypomesus transpacificus, 5013 nucleotides long. RefSeq names its product kinectin 1 (gene ktn1). Gene Ontology annotation, biological process: protein transport; microtubule-based movement. The transcript has 36 exons. The coding region runs from base 152 to 3940 and encodes 1262 amino acids. Gene Ontology annotation, molecular function: kinesin binding. The record is from RefSeq and is a predicted model, not a curated record. Gene Ontology annotation, cellular component: endoplasmic reticulum membrane. NCBI's taxonomy places the organism in Eukaryota, Metazoa, Chordata, Actinopteri, Osmeriformes, Osmeridae.
GUAAGCGAAACACAAGACAGACGGACAUAGCAGGAGGUUGGAGGAGCUGCUUUGGGAACUUGAGCCGCUGCUAUCUACAGCGGAGGAAACGUCUCAUUUUUUAAUUCCCUUGGUAGCUACAUAGCUAACCGCGACAAUACAAGACGUCAGGAUGGCGAUGGACAUCUACGACUCCCAGUACCUGCUGGUCCUGGCCCCCUCCCUGGUCAUCGCCCUCUUGUUCCUCUUCUUCUGGCUCUUCAUGAAGGAGACGUCCUACGACGAGGUGCUCGCACGGCAGAAACGCCACCUUAAGCUGCCAGCCUCCAGACCCGACACGCGCAAGAAGGGAGACAAGAAGAAGAGCAAGAAGAGGGAGGCUAGCGGUGGAGGAGGAGGGGGAGGAGAGUCGGAGGAGGAUCUGAGGGACUUCGAGGUGGGCGACACCGCCAAUGGCUCCGCUCUGGAGGAGGAGGAGGAGCCCGUGGCCCCGCCCACCCCGGCCCCCGCCCCCCUGGCCGCCCCCGUGGAGCUCCCCUCAGGGCUGAAGGAGAGGAAGAAGAAGGAGAAGAAGCAGCAGGCUGCCGCCGCCAAGGCUGCCGCCGCGGCCAGCUCCCCUGAGGAGCCAGAGGUGAACGGGUCGAAGGCAGCGGGCCGCAGGGCGGAGACGCCCGUGGCUGUCAGCAAGCAGCACGGCUCCACCCCGCCCCAGCCUGACGAACACACCCAGACGCCCCCCCCGCCCGCUGGGAAGAAGAAGGAAAAGAAGAAGCAGAAGGCUGAGGCUGUGGAGGAGAGCCAGCCCGAGACUAAGGUGGCCCCGGCCCCCACUCCGGCCCCGGCCAAGAAGGAGGCUCCAGUUGUGGCCGAGACCAAGGCCCAGGAUGGUGCCCCCCCACCCACCACCACCACGGGCAAGAAGAAGAACUCUGCCAAGAAGCAGAAGACUGAACAUGCUCCAGUUGAUGAUGCCCAGACUGACUCUGCUGCCCCAGCCAAUCACCAGGCAGGACACAACGACGACGCCCCCUCCAAGGGGAGUGGCAGGAAGCAGAAGAUGGAGGCUGAUAAAGAGAACUCUGAGGUGAAGCUGAAGGAGCUGCUGGCUGGGCUGGGAGGACUGACGGAGGCCGAGGUGGUCAGCGUGGUGGCUGUGCUGAGGGAGAAGAGCCCCAACGCCCUGGAGGCCUGGCACAAGUCCACCGUCAAGGCCGACCCGUCAGCCCAGGAGAAGGACAGACUUCUCAACACCCUGCAGGAAGAAGCCUCCAUAGCCAAGGACAAGGUCAAGCAGCUCAGCCAGGAGCUGCAGUUGGAGAAGCAGAAGAGCGUCCGGGCUGAGGCUGUGGUGAGGGAGCACCGUGGGGCCCUGGAGAAGGAGAUGAACGUCAUCCAGGCCAAGGCCCAGGGCAGCUACCAGGACAUGCAGAUGAAGUUCCAGCAGGUGAGAGAGCAGCAGGACAGUCAGAUCAGCCGUCUGCAGCAGGAGAACAAAAUACUGAGAGACGCUGUGAGCUCAGCCACCAAUCAGAUGGAGAACAAGCAGUCUGCGGAGCUGAACAACCUGCGCUCUGAGUGCUCAGGCCUGAUGAAGGAGCUGGCAGAGACCUCCAGCAAGCUGCAACAGGAGGAACACCAGAGGAAGUCCCUGGAGGUCAACUACAAGCAGGCAGAGGCUCAGCUGCAGGAUACGAAGCGUCGCUGGGACGAGCUGCAGAACUACCUCCACGGAGUGAACUCUGACAAGCAGGCGCUGCAGGCCGCCAAGCAAGAGCUGCAGAACCAGCUGCUGGCCGUGGAGACGGAGAUGAACAACAAGAACCAGGAGAUCCUGACUCUGCACAGCAGCCUGACAGACACCAUGGUGUCCAAGGAGCAGAUGGAGCAGAAGGUGUUGCAGCUUCUGGAGGCGUCCCAGCACAGAGUCCCAGACGACGCCCUGCAGGGCCAGCUCCAGGAGCUCCUUGGUGAAAACAAGGGACUCCAUGUCCAGGUUGAGGCCUUGCAGGCCCAGGUCAGCUCCCAGGCUGCUCACGUCUCCCACUUUGAGGAGCUCCAGAAGCUGCUGGCUGAGAAGGAGCAGCAGAGGAUGAGUUUGGAGGACUCCCUCAACGCUGAGAGAAGCAGUGGGGCGAGCAGAGAGACCAACAUGCAGGCGAUGCACAAUGAGAACUUGUCACUGAAAGCAGACUUCCAGAAUCUGCAGGCUCAGAUUUCUGACCAGACUGCCUCUCAUUUGGCUUUCGACCAGUUCCAGAAGAGCGUCCAGGAGCGAGAGGAGAACAUCAAGACUGUGGAGGACCUGCUGAAGGCCGGCCUGAUCGAGGUGGCCAACAAGGAGGAGGAGCUAAAGGCUGUGAGGGUGGAGAGCGAGGCUCUGAAACAAGAACUGGAGGCUUUGAGGCUCCAUAUACCUGAACAGUCCUCCUCCGACUCCAUCGUGGACGAGUUGCAGAGCAAGAUGCAGGAGAGGGAAGAUCAGAUCCAGGUGCUGGAGGACAGCCUCCAGACAGCCCUGGACAGCAGCUCCACCAGGCAGAAGGCCGUAGAGGCCCUAGAGAAGCAAGUUGCAGCCCUGCAGUCAGAGGCUGAGCAGCUGAAACAGCAGCAGGCUGAAGAGACCAGCUCCACCUCCUCCAGAGACCUGGAACUGCAGGCCCAGCUGGCAUCCAGGGAGCAGGAGGUGCAGAGUCUGCAGGCAGAGCUGGAGGGCAGAGCUGCGGAGCUGGAGGGCAGAGCCAGGGAGAUGAGCGACAAGGAAGAGCAGCUACAACAGCAGCUUCAACUGCAGCUGCAGCAGCAACAGCAGGAGUCCCAGACAGCAGCUCCCACCUCAGAGAUGCUGAUUGCGUUGGCGGAGAGGGAGAAGCAGGUGUCUGGCCUGCAGGCUGACCUGGAGGAGCUGAGAGACUCUCUGGAGCUCCACAGGAAGAAGAACAACGAGCUUCGGGAGAAAAACUGGAGUGCUAUGGAGGCUCUGGCUGCUACUGAGGCCAUGCUGCAGGGGAAACUCAGCAAGACCGCCAAGGAGAGCCAGACAGGUCUGGAUUCAGCCCAGGCGGAGUGCAGAGAGGUUCUCCACAGACUGCUGCCUCACGUCCCUCUGCCCACCCAACAGGACCACCAGGAAUGGCUGCAGAGGUUUGAGAGUGCGGCGUCCGAGGUUCGUGCAGCGGAGGCCAGCCCUGCUUCUCCUCCUGCUCCAGGAGCAGAGGAGUUCACGGGCCUGGCUGACAAGCUGAAGGAGUCCGAGGAGGCCCAGAAGGUUCUACAGAAAGACUGUGAGACGUACAAGAAAGUUUUGGCAGAGACGGAGGGCAUCCUGCAGCGCCUGCAGAGCAGUGUGGAGCAGGAAGAGUCUCGCUGGAAGGUGAAGCUGGAACUGGGUCAGGUGGAGCUGAAAGAGAUGAGUGUGAAAGUCACAACACUGGAACAGGAAGUGGAAAGACUGAGCGAUGUUGGAGAGCUGGAAAACGUGAGACGAGACAAGCAGCACCUGGAGGCGGAGCUAGAGCGGGCGGAGCGCGAGAGCGCCACCUACGUGACGGAGGUCCGAGAGCUCAAAGAUCUGUUGACUGAAUUGCAGAGCAAACUUGAUGGCUCUUACACAGAGGCUGUCAGGCAGAAUGAGGAGCUGACCUUGCUGAAGACCCAGCUGACGGAUACUCUGUCCAAGCUGGAGGCGGAGGAGAGCGAGAGGCAGAAGGUGGCAGGUGACCUCUAUAAGGCCCAGCAGUCCCUGGACCUGAUCCAGGAGGAGCUCUUCAAGGAGACGGGCCAGGGGGAGCUGAUCGAGAACGACAACUUCUCAUCCCAGAGGGAAGAGAUGGACAGGAAGGAGAAAGUGACUGCGGGGCUGAACCAGACAGUGAGGGACCUGCAGCACCUGCUCCAGUCUGUCAACCGUCAGCUCACCAAGAGACAUGAGGGGGAGACGGACAAAGACUCUCCAGAGUUAUAGAAGGGGUGGUUUCCCCCAUAGAGCCCCCCUGGACCCUCCACAUCAGCACCCCCCCCCCCCUCCUUCUGCUUCAGCUGUACAGUGGGAAGCCUCCUUUUGGCCCUCUAUCCCAACGCCCACUCCGCCCCCACCCAUCUCAUCUGCUCUGGCCUCAACCUCUACCUCCACCUCUACCCCCAGCCUCCACUUCUGGCCUCCACCCCUGGCCUCCAGCCAGGGUCAGGCAGGCAGAGGCCCCAACACUCUGGACUCCAGAACAGACCUCGCUGCCUCCACAGGGCCCCCCCUGGAGCUCCUCUCCCCCCUGAAGCACAGACGGAGCAGCUCCACGGCUCCUGCCGGCCUCCCUCCCUCCCUGCCGUUUAGUACACUCCUCCUGCUUUUGUCGACGGAAAAUCUUUGAAUACAGCGGUAGUUUUCAUCUGUAGUUUUUCUUUGUCAAGAGGGAAAAUGAAUUUCCUUAAUCACUAAAUGAACUUUGGGGUUUUCCAACCUUUUUUAAGUUAAAGAGUAAAUGAUGUAUUGUUUAAACGUACCUGUUAGGACCUGCUGGCCUCAGUGUUGAUGAGCUCCUUGCUCGCAUUCAGACUGGUCACACAUGUGGAUGCAUUCAUGACUCAUAGAUCCAUGCAUUCUGUUGGCUGAGUUUCGGGUGGGCUGGGGGGGUGGGAGGGGUCGGGGUGUGUCCCAGCAUGAAUGAGGGGUCACUAAGUAACUGUAACCAUGGAGAUGCAUAGAGUACGUGUAUGCGUGUGUUGAAAUCCUGCUCCAGUAAGAGAUGAGGUCAUGUGACCCGUGAGGUCAUGUGGCCCGUGAGGUCAUGUGGCCCGUGAGGUCAUGUGACCCGUGAGGUCAUGUGACCCGUGAGGUCAUGUGACCCGUUUCGAGCAGCAGAAUGCCAGGCCUACAGUGUAGAGGGUUUUUAAUCCUACUGUAACUACUCUAGGAAUAGGCGUCCCAUAUCAUCUGUAAUCAACACUUGCUAUAUAUUGUUGCUGAUUUCAUUAACACUGAAUAUUUCAUUCUUUUUGUAACAGGUGACCGUUAAUAAAAGGGAUGCUUGAUGAAUCUGA